CAUAAUCAUUGUUUAGAUGCAUGCACAGCAUGACUUGUUGGGCCUGAGGAAUGACCCGGGGGGUUUGGAGCAGUACCAUUUUUUCAUUUUCUCGGCCUAGCGGUGGACUGCGGGAUUUUUGAAGCUCCCAAUUCUAGUCGAUCGACGGUUUUUCCUAUUCCUGGCUGCAGAUUCACCGUCAAACUCAACACUAAAAUUCUUUAAUCUCUCUACUACCCCUCAUUCUACUCAGAAUUUCCACUUUUUUGUGCUUAGUCGGAAGAAAAGGAAGGUCUUAUUUGUUUUCUUGUGUGCGCUUUACCAUUGACUGUUAGCUCACCAAUCUUGAUUUGCUUGAGCUCACAGGGGACACGUUCUAAGCAUUUAUUCUUUUCUGUUUCUGCUCAAAUUUCGGAAUACAUACAUGUUGAGUUGGUGAAUGGUUAGAAUGGAUAAGUUAUUAGAGUUUGGUAGAAGAGCCAUGUUUUAUGUGAGAGUUCUUUCUGGAUAUGAAGAACGAAGAAUUCGAUCUUACAGGUUGCAGCUUGAUAAGCGUCUCCAACAGGCACAAGAAAGGAAGACAGCCUUAAGAAAACUCCCUGAGCAAGCCAUAUUAGGGGAGGUUCGCCGUAUGGUUGAGGAGAUGCAGAAUUUAAAUAAGAAGCUAGAAGAAACAGAGGCUGCCAUUGAAGAAUACUUCAAACCAAUUGACAAGGAAGCUGAGUAUAUAAUGAAAAUACAGCUGGAAGGAGAGGAGAAGACAAUGAGGGAGAUGAUGGCAGCUAUGCAGAGACAGGCUUUGCUUGAGAAGGCUGAGGCAGAAAAACUUGCAAACAAAAAGGAACAUACCGAGGAACCGGCAUCCACCACUGCUGAAAAACAUGCUGAGAUGAGAUAAUUUUUUGAAAUGCUGUGGGUUUGUGGUAGAAAUUGAAUUGAUUCUGAAACAGAGCAUGUUCCGUAGAGCUUUUUUUUUUUUUUUCAUUCUGAGAUCAAUUUAUUUUUAUGCCUUCUGGCCAUGGUCCCUCCAUACAGUUGAGGACUUUAAAAAAUAUCUGAUUGAGAUAAGCAACAUUUUGUCAGAUUAUUAAUUACAAUCUCAAAUAAGCAACA
Mangifera indica (mango) is the source of this 1092-nucleotide messenger RNA. RefSeq lists its product as uncharacterized. Bases 419 to 877 code for a protein of 152 amino acids. The record is from RefSeq and is a predicted model, not a curated record. The transcript has 4 exons. Lineage: Eukaryota; Viridiplantae; Streptophyta; Magnoliopsida; Sapindales; Anacardiaceae.